CUCUCUCUCUCCUUCCUACUCAAUCUCUCGCUGCCCUACCUACUUUCCUUCCUCUCAUUACAUUGCCUGUCCUGUCUGAGGGAUGCUGUGUUGGGAGAAGGGAAUGUGAUGGGUAGUGGUUCAGGUAGGGCCACGAGCCACAUGAAGACGUCAGCAAGCGAGAGGAGAGAGAGAGCUGGUUCUGUUUCUCUAGAGACGGAUCCGUCCUGGCCGUCUGUCUGCUGCCAGACUCCAUCUUCCUCCUGGAUACUACAACACUGGAUCACACCACUCAGGGAGGAGCAGCUUGGUCUGUUUUAUUUUCCCUGCUACCUAGCUAGCUAGCUAACGUUACUACCUCUGCUGCUGUCCUGAGAGAGAGCAUCAUCAUCACACCAUCACCACCCAGCCCUCCUCCCUGAUACUACAGAGAGGAGCUGUUUCCAGACCUGGUAGGAUACUAUACUACAGAGAGGAGCUGUUUCCAGACCUGAUAGGAUACUAUACUACAGAGAGGAGCUGUUUCCAGACCUGGUAGGAUACUAUACUACAGAGAGGAGCUGUUUCCAGACCUGGUAGGAUACUAUACUACAGAGAGGAGCUGUUUCCAGACCUGGUAGGAUACUAUACUACAGAGAGGAGCUGUUUCCAACCUGGUAGGAUACUAUACUACAGAGAGGAGCUGUUUCCAACCUGGUAGGACUUCCUCCUGCUAUCCUGCUCUAUAAGGAUAUCAGCCAGCUCCAUCGCAGCUCCCCAGCACCAUGGCUCAGGCUGCAUCUCAGAUCAAGAAGAGAGCGAUUGUGGACACCUCUGUUGAGGACGAGAAGCUUAAGAAGAGGAAGAUCAGACAAGCCCAACGGCAACUGAAGAAAAAGAUUGACAGUAAUGCCAGUUACUUGAGAGCAGCCCGGGCAGGGAACCUAGAGAAGGCUUUGGAUUACCUGAAGACUGGGGUCGAAAUCAACAUCUGUAACCAGAAUGGCCUCAACGCCCUCCAUCUGGCCUCUAAAGAGGGCCAUGCCGAGGUGGUCACACAACUCAUCAAGCUGGGAGCCAAUGUGGACGCUGCAACUAAGAAAGGGAACACAGCUCUCCACAUAGCGUCUCUGGCUGGUCAGGUGGAUGUAGUGAAGGAGCUGGUGACCAGCGGAGCUAACAUCAACGCACAAUCUCAGAAUGGCUUCACUCCUCUGUACAUGGCUGCUCAGGAGAAUCAUCAGAAGGUGGUCAGAUACCUGCUGGACCAUGGCUCCACACAGGGCAUCGCUACAGAGGAUGGCUUCACGCCCCUGGCGGUGGCGUUGCAGCAGGGACAUGAACAGGUGGUCUCUCUGCUCCUGGAGAAUGACACUAAAGGAAAGGUCCGGCUCCCGGCGCUCCACAUCGCCGCACGGAAGGACGACACUAAGGCUGCUGCCCUGCUGCUCCAGAUCGACCACAACGCAGAUGUCGAGUCCAAGAUGAUGGUGAAUAGGACCACAGAGAGUGGCUUUACUCCGCUGCACAUUGCUGCUCACUACGGCAACAUCAACGUGGCAACGCUCCUCCUCAACCGCGGCGCCGCCGUGGACUUCAAGGCCAGGAAUGACAUCACACCGCUGCAUGUGGCUUCUAAGAGAGGGAAUGGCAACAUGGUGAAAGUUCUGCUGGAGAGGGGAGGCACGAUAGACGCUAGGACUAAGGACGGUCUGACCCCUCUCCACUGUGGCGCCAGGAGCGGACAUGAACAGGUGCUGGAGAUGCUGCUAGACAGAGGAGCACCCAUCCUGUCCAAAACUAAGAACGGUCUGUCUCCCCUCCACAUGGCCACCCAGGGGGACCAUCUGAACUGUGUUCAGCUCCUGCUACACCACGAGGUUCCUGUUGAUGAUGUCACCAACGACUAUCUGACGGCCCUGCAUGUCGCCGCCCACUGCGGACACUACAAGGUCGCAAAGGUCAUUGUGGACAAGAAGGCCAAUCCCAACGCUAAAGCACUGAAUGGUUUCACUCCGCUCCACAUCGCCUGCAAGAAGAACAGAAUCAAAGUGAUGGAACUGCUGCUGAAACACGGAGCGUCCAUACAGGCAGUGACCGAGUCGGGUCUCACUCCGAUCCAUGUGGCGGCUUUCAUGGGACACGAUAACAUCGUCACUCAGCUGACGAAUCAUGGAGCUUCGCCAAACACAACUAAUGUGAGGGGAGAGACUGCGCUCCACAUGGCAGCGAGGGCCGGCCAGGCUGGCGUGGUCAAAUACCUGGUUCAGAGCGGAGCCAGAGUGGAGGUCAAGGCCAAGGACAACCAGACCCCGCUCCACAUCUCCAGUCGUCUGGGGAAGCCUGACAUCGUGCUGUAUCUGCUGCAGAAUGGGGCGUGUCCUGACGCCACUACCACCUCUGGCUACACCCCCCUACACCUGGCUGCCAAAGAGGGACACAGAGACGUCUCCUCAGUCCUCCUAGACCAGGGGGCUUCUCCAGACAUCACUACCAAGAAAGGCUUCACUCCCCUCCAUGUUGCAGCUAAGUAUGGGAAGAUGGAAGUGGCCAACCUUCUGCUGCAGAGACACACUGCGCCCGAUGCAGCUGGGAAGAGUGGUCUAACUCCCCUACAUGUAGCUGCUCACUAUGACAACCAGAAAGUGGCUCUGCUGCUGCUGGACCAGGGAGCUUCACCGCACGCUGCUGCCAAGAAUGGCUAUACUCCACUCCACAUCGCGGCUAAGAAGAACCAGAUGGAGAUUGCCACGACGCUGCUGGAGUACGGAGCCGACACCAACGCUAUGACACGUCAGGGCAUCACACCGCUGCACCUGGCCUCUCAGGAGGGCAACGUAGACAUUGUUACCCUGCUACUGGCCAGGGAAGCCACCAUCAGCUUGGGCAACAAGAGUGGUCUGACUCCUCUCCACCUGGCAGCUCAGGACGACAAGGUCAACGUAGCUGAGGUGCUGGUUAACCAGGGGGCCACUGUUGACCCAGAGACUAAGAUGGGAUACACUCCGCUGCAUGUGGCGUGUCACUAUGGAAACGUGAAGAUGGUCAACUUCCUGCUAAAGAACCAGGCCAAGAUCAACGCCAAAACCAAGAACGGAUACACCCCCCUCCAUCAGGCGGCCCAGCAAGGCCACACCCACAUCAUCAACCUACUGCUGCAGCACGGAGCCUCUCCCAACCAAGUCACUGUGAAUGGUAACACAGCCCUGUCCAUAGCCAGGAGGCUGGGGUACAUCUCUGUAGUGGAUACUCUGAAGGUCGUCACUGAGGAAACACAGACCACUCUGACGGUGACCGAGAAACAUAAGAUGAACGUUCCAGAAACCAUGAAUGAGGUUCUGGACAUGUCAGAUGAUGAGGUUGGUAAAGCCAAUGUACCUGAAAUGCUCAAUGAAGACUAUUUAUCUGAUGUUGAAGAAGAGAUGGAAUUUCAGUGUGUCUAUGAGAGCUACUGUCGUGAGGAUGCGAUGACAGGUGACACGGAUAAGUACCUGGGACCCCAGGACCUGAGAGAGCUGGGAGACGACUCUCUGCCCCAGGAGGGUUACAUGGGCUUUAGCAUUGGAGCACGCAGCGCCAGCCCUAAGGUCUACAGUUCGGAUAGGUCCAACACCCUGAACAGGACCUCUUACACCAGAGACAGCAUGAUGAUCGAAGAGAUACUGGCUCCUACCAAGGAUAUGAACCUGGCGUUGGCCAGCAGAGACUGUGACUCUGACUCUCAGAGACACUACAGCUGGACUGCUGACACCUUGGACAACAUCAACAUGGUCUCCAGCCCCAUACACUCUGGCUUUUCCUCUCCUCUACCUCAGUAUGACUCCAGGUUCCUGGUCAGUUUCAUGGUGGACGCACGUGGCGGCUCCAUGCGUGGGAGUCGUCAUAACGGAAUGCGCAUCAUCAUCCCGCCCAGGAAGUGCACGGCUCCGACACGCAUCACCUGCCGCCUGGCGAAGAGGCACAAGCUGGCCACGCCCCCACCGAUGGUGGAUGGAGAGGGAUUGGCCAGCAGGCUGGUGGAGGUGGGGCCUGCUGGAGCUCAGUUCCUGGGCCCUGUGAUCGUGGAGAUCCCCCAUUUUGGUUCUAUGAGGGGGAAGGAGAGGGAGCUGAUCAUGCUGAGGAGUGAGAAUGGAGAGACCUGGAAGGAACAUCAGUACGACUGCAAGACAGAUGACCUCAAUGAGCUGCUCAACGGCAUGGAUGAAGAGCUGGACAGCGCCAAGGACCUGGAGAAGAAGCGUAUAUGUCGCAUCAUCACCAAGGAUUUCCCACAGUACUUUGCGGUGGUGUCUCGUAUCAGACAGGAGAGCAGCCAGAUGGGCCCUGAGGGAGGAGUCCUCUCCAGCUUGACACUUCCAUUGGUUCAGGCCUCCUUCCCAGAGGGGGCGCUCACCAAGAAGAUACGCGUGGGACUGCAGGCCCAGCCGGCUCCUGAUGACAUGGUGAAGAAGAUCCUUGGUAACCGGGCAACAUUCAGCCCCAUAGUGACGGUGGAACCUCGACGCAGGAAGUUCCACAAACCCAUCACCAUGACGAUCCCGGUCCCGCCCUUGUCAGGGGAGGGGGUUAGCAAUGGCUACAAAGGAGAUUCCACCCCCUGCCUGAGGUUGCUAUGCAGCAUCACCGGCGGAACCUCUCCUGCCCAAUGGGAGGACAUCACUGGGACCACGCCCCUAACCUUCGUCAACGACUGUGUCUCCUUCACUACCAAUGUCUCUGCCAGGUUCUGGCUUGCUGACUGCCACCAGAUCCCAGAGACUGUAGGCCUUGCCACCCAGCUGUACAGAGAGCUCAUCUGUGUUCCUUACAUGGCCAAGUUCGUGGUGUUCGCCAAGAUGAACGACCCUAUGGAGUCCCGCCUGCGCUGCUUCUGUAUGACAGACGACAAGGUGGACAAAACCCUGGAACAGCAGGAGAACUUUGAGGAGGUGGCCAGGAGCAAAGACAUCGAGGUUCUGGAGGGGAGGCCCAUCUAUGUGGACUGCUAUGGUAACUUAGCUCCUCUGACCAAGGCUGGACAGCUACUGGUGCUCAACUUCUACGCAUUCAAAGAGAACCGGCUUCCUUUCUGUGUGAAGGUCAGAGACAACAGCCAGGAGCCGUGUGGCCGUCUGACAUUCCUGAAGGAGACCACUAAGACCGCUAAGGGUCUCCCCCAGACGGCCGUGUGUAACCUGAACAUCACCCUACCUGCGCUGAAGAAGGAAAUGGAGUCAGACCCAGAUGAAGAGACUGAAAAGCCAGAACGACGUCAUACCUUUACAUCUCUAGCCUUACGUAAGCGUUACAGCUAUCUCGCCGAGCCCGCCACGAAAACAGUUGAGCGAAGCACAGCAAGAACACUGCCUGCUGGUUACACUCACAAACCUGUCUUUUCAACAAGAUCUUACCAGGCAUGGUCGACUGCGCCUCUUCCCCACACUGUCCAAGCAAGGAGUGGACUGGGCUCCCUCUCCGGCUCACCGUCCAACACACCAUCUGCAUCGCCACUAAAGUCUGCCUGGUUGCUCUCCUCCGCCUCUCCAAUCAAAUCCACCCUCGGAGCCUCACCGCCACAUUCAGUCAAGUCCUCUGGCGACAUAGCUUCUUUACCUGUCAGAUCCUAUAGAACUAUGGCCUCCCCUAUUAAGACUGUUGUACAGCAGGCCCAGUACCCGGUCCAGGUCUCUGCCAGUCUGGUGUCCUCUUCCUCUAAACCUGGAGCAGAUCCUGUCUUCAUUAAAGGACUAUCCACCCCAUUUUCUUCCAGGACCACCCCAGCCUCUAACACAGGGUCUGGUCCAGAUAGAUCAACCAUGACUCAACCCGAAUCUCCCAAGUGCACAGCCAACAUGUACACCUUACCCUUCAAAUCAGUCCUGUCGUCUUCAUCCUCCUCCCCUGUCAGAACCAUCGCUGGUCUGUCCUCCUCAUCCUCCUCCCCUGUCAGAACCAUCGCUGGCCUGUCCUCCUCAUCCUCCUCCCCUGUCAGAACCAUUCCUGGCCUGUCCACUACUUCAGCUACAUCUAAGGGGAAGCCCCUCCCCUCGCUGUCCUCACCAGCCCACUCCUCAGAACCCUCUGCUAUGGUGAAUGGAUUAGUUUCUCCCAUGAAGUGCGCCUCUUCUUCUCAGUCCUCCUCCCCCUGCUCCUGUUUGCUCUCUGAUAGGUCUAGCAGUCUGCAGGAGAGGAUACAGACCAACACUCACGCUGCCACUUCCAGUGUCAGUGCAGCUAUAAAUGAGGCUGAAAGGACAUUUAACUCUUCAGGGUACGGAACACUCAAAUCAGUGUCCUCGCGGAGAUCUAACACCUCAACUUCUGUCUAUGGCUCUAUGAGGUCUCAAACCUCUUCCACCACCUCAGCAACAUCCAAUGCAAUGACUGUACCUGUAUACUCUUUUCUCGAUGUUGCGACCGAGUCCCCAAUGAAAAAAGGGCCUGGGUCGCUGAAGAUGUCGCCUGCAGACUCUCGCAGGUCAAAGACGGCAGUGAAGUCCCCUCCUUACAUCACCCCCCCAGGGCUCACUCUAACCCCACCCUCCUCCCUAUCCUCCAAUCAGGACAUCCUGAAAGACGUGGCCGAUAUGAAGGAGGACCUGAUCAGAAUGACGGCCAUCUUGCAGACUGUCCCCAGAACAGCCAGGAAUGUUCAGUCUCAGACCCCUAAAGAGCCUAAGAUGGAGGAUGAGGAGCCCUUCACCAUAGUAGAGAAAGUGAAGGAGGAUCUAGUUAAAGUCAGUGAGAUACUGACCAAGGACGUGGUGAGUGAUAGUCAAGCCUGUAGAGGGAAGCCUGUAGAGGAGGAGUGGGAGGAGUUCUCUAAAGAUGAGUUAGAGGAAGCCCAGCAAAGUGCUAAGGAAUUCUUUCACCCUCCGUUUGACGCUAACACCCUCUCCUUUAGGCCCCAGUCUAUGCCCAGUAAAGAGUUGAAUUUAGCCAAGGUUGUUGACUACCUGGCCAAUGACAUAGGUGCUAGUUCUCUUUCUAAGAUGGCCGAGAUGAAGAGCAGAUAUGAGGAGGCAAAAAGAGAAGGGGAGGACAAACAGAAACUAAAAAAACUCAAGAUGCCUCCCCCAGGCAUGCGUACCUCUGCCUCUGAGAAAGACUUAUGUAAACUAGCAGAGUCAUAUUAUGGACCUGACACCAUAUUGGAGUCACCAGAAGACUUAUCUCAUGAGCAGGAUAAGAGUCCUCUGUCAGACAGCGGCUUUGAAACCAGGAGUGAAAAGACUCCUUCAGCCCCCCAAAGUGCAGAGAGCACCGGGCCCAAACCCCCCUUCACUGACCCCAUCCCCCCCUGCAUCACCGAGACUAGGACCGAGGUGGUCCAUAUCAGGAGCUACGAGCACCCAGACGAACCCUGUGAGGUGCAGAUGGAGGAGGCAGCCUCAGCAUCGCCGGCCUGCAUUGAACCAGAGGCCUCCGCCGCCUCCAUCAAAGACAAAGUCAAAUCAUUCCAGAUCAAAGUGUGUGACGACUCUGACUCUGUCGUUAGCAAGAGCAUGAGGCUCAAAGAGGAGACCCACAUCACCACCACGACGCGCAUGGUUUACCACAAGCCGCAGCUGAAAGACGGCUCGGAGAGGAUCGAGGAGACCAUGUCAGUCAGAGACAUCAUGAAAGCAUUCCAGUCCGGAAGGGACCCCUCCAAAGAACUUGCUGGACUGUUUGAGCACAAGGCUGGCCAGGACUCUGUCAAAGGGGAUGAACUCACCCCCAGGUUCAUUGAUAAUGACACUAAAGCCAAAAGAAUAAUGGAGGUUCACAUAGAAAAAGAAGGAAACACAUUCCAACCAACUGAGGUGAUUAUCAGGGAGACCAAGAAGAUUCCAGACUCUUAUUUCUAUAAAGGAGACCACAGAAUCCAAGAAAUGCCUGAUUACGACGAGGCGCCGCAGGAAGGGGAGGAGCUUACUGCCAAUGACAGCCGGCCCAGCUCCGCUCAGCUCAUGGCCGAUGACUCCUACAAAGCUCUCAAACUGCUCAGCCAGCACUCUGUAGAGUAUCACGAUGACGAGCUCUCUGAACUCAGGGGAGAGUCUUACAGGUUCGCUGAGAAGAUGCUACGUUCUGAGAAACUAGACAUAUCCCACUCUGAUACAGAAGAUUCUAUGGCUGACCAAACACACCAAAUUACCUCAGAGUCGCAUGGGGAAGAGAGUGAUUACGGUGAGAAAGAGGCCGUGCCCAGGAAAGAGUUCACUUUCAAGUCAUCAAAGGAUACAUCCUCUAAGUCAGGUAAAUGUUCUCAUAAGGAUGACAAGUUUGACAAAGUGACAGUGUUGCAUUACACCACAGAGCCAGGCAGCCCAAAACAUGCAGUGUGGAUGCGUUUCACUGAGGACAAGCUGGACAGGAACAGAGAGAAGCUCAUCUACGAGGACCGCGUGGAUCAAACUGUCAAGGAAGCUGAGGAGAAACUAAGCGAGGUCUCUCAGUUUUUCCGUGACAAAACUGAGAAACUGAACGACGAGCUGCAAUCCCCGGAGAAAAAGCCUCCAAAGAGAGACCCCAGGGAGACCAGGUCUGGGCCCAGCUCCACCUGUAAUAGCCCAGAGAAAACCCAGCAGAAAGCCAGGGCAGAGGGAGAGGAGUGGAGCAAGGGAAGGGGGAACAAACUGUUCAGUAGUACGACUGAGAGGAGGACCUCUAGUCUACCCAACAGUCCAGAGAGAGCUGUUCUCUCCCGCUUCAGUGAGGAUACAUCCAAACAGCAGACAAAGGCAGAGGAACGGUCUGAGCCAAACCAGGUUAAAGCCUCCUUCUCUAGAGUGAGCUCUGUUAGGAUGAAGUUCGAAUCAGAGGCUCAGAACCAAGAUAAGAGUAGUCCUGAGCUAGUACAGUCCACACCCCCAGUCAGCAGGCUGCAGGAGAGCAAGCUGCCAAUGAAUCAACUGUUCACUGGAGGAAAGACAACUAAAGGGUCUGAGGCCACAGAGGAAGGAAGUCCUUUUAAAAAGACUCCAGAGAAACUGAAAGGACCUGCCUCCAAUAGCAGUAAGUCAGUUGUCUCACCAGCUGCCCCAAAACAGUCAGGAGACAAACUGCCUAAUAAGAACCUACCAUACACCACAGCCCAAAAACACCUAACAGGUCAGACUGAUAAAGAAUCAGAGAAAACAAGCCCAUUGAGCCAGGAGAGUCAGGUCAUUGGUAUCAGUAAGGGUGUAAAGGGGCCACCAUCACAUAGUCCUACACAUGACACACCCAAGGAGAACAGUGGGGAAGUUGAAAAAGAACACGUUUCUAUGAGGGAUUCUCCUUCCAAACAUGUUGCAUCAAGUCCCACAACCAAUAGGGUUGCUCAUUCUGAACCUGUGUCUAAAGACCAUGGGGUUGCUCAUUCUGAACCUGUGUCUAAAGACCAUGGGGUUGCACAAAACAAGAAUCUUAGAAAAAAGACAGAGUCCCAGAUCCCAGUCAGGUCUGUGUCUAGUCACUCAGACAGCGAUCAGUCAGAGAAACCAAAACAAGACACAAUAACUAAGCCAUUUGAAAAGAUAUCCCAAAUCCCCAUACUAAAUAAGAACAGAAUGCAGGUCAGCCCAGUAACAAGCCCUACAAAGGCAGAAGAACUAACAGACACAUCUCUUGAAAUAUUAGAUAAUGCACCAAAAGAUUCUAACUUGAACAAUGUGCGUGGCACUUGCACAAGAGAAAUACAAGAGAGAUUAGCACCAGAGACAACCACCACCAGAGAAAACUUCAAAGGCAUCAAAACAUUACCUGUCUAUGUGAGUGUCCAGGUGGGUAGGCAGGGAGAGAGAGAGGGCAGAGGAGGAGUACUGUACAAACAGAAACAGCCCUCGUCGCCUCAGGCCAGUCCUGAUGAUGACACGCUAGAGCAGGUAUCUUUCAUAGACAGCUCAGGGAAGAGUCCACUCACCCCAGAGACCCCUAGCUCAGAGGAGAUCAGCUAUGACCUCACCUCCAGAACACCAGACUCCAUCCUGGGCUUCACUCCCUUCCAGCCUAGCCCUAUCCCAGAGGUCUCUGAGGACUCCUCAGAGGAGGAGCAGGGCCAGGUAUUUUCCUUCAAGGACUUCAGACCAGAGACACCUAAUGUCACAGCAGCUGACGUUAAGAAUGGAAACCACCAGGCUGGACAGACACCUAAAGACAAAGGAGUAGCAUACAUCCAGUUCCCCCCUCCGCCUCCCCUGGACUCUGAGCAGUCCAGCCCUGAGAAGAAGAAGAAGGGAUCAUCUGGUUCCUCUGAGGCAGAGAUGGAGAUGAUGGAGGUCAACCUCCAGGAAGAGCAUGAUAAACACCUCCUCACGGAGCCCAUCAUCAGAGUCCAGCCCCCCUCCCCAGUCCCCCCCGGGACUGACGACAGUGACUCUAGUGACGAUGAGUCUGUCUUCCAGCCCAUCUCCUUUAAGAAAUACACCUUUAAGAUCUCAGAGGGGCAGGAGCAGGAGCUCAAGAAUGGGUCCAAAUCCACAAAACAGGAUAGAAACGGCAAAGAGCCAGGAACUAACAGAACUAAUGGAACGUAUGAAGCUGGUAAAACAGAGGAGUACGACUCUGAACAGAAUGGAAAUGACCAGUCCAUAACAGACUGUUCUAUCGCCACGACGGCAGAGUUCUCACAUGACACUGACGCUACUGAGAUCGACUCCCUGGAUGGGUAUGACAUGCAGGAUGAGGAUGAUGGUCUGUGUGAGAUGGACACUAAACCCUUCAGCCUGCCGGACAGCAGGAAGGACGUGUGGACCUCAGACAGCAUGCUUCGGUCCUGCGACCGCUCCUUCAGUCAGACCAAACUAGAGGCCAUUGAAGAGGAAAAAACACCGGAGGAGGAAUGCAGAAAGGCUCAAGCUAAAAGUGAUCCAGUUGACAUAAAAACAGAUGAGGCCAGCUCUCAGGGCCAGAAGGACAAUGAUGGGUUUUCUGAUACGUACUUUAGCUACAAGCUAGAGGAGGCGUUUGACUCUCCGUUUAAAACUGUUGCUACUAAAGGUCUGGACUUUGACCCCUGGUCCAGUAUAGGAGGAGACAAUGAAGUGGUUGACGCCAGGAUAAAAGACGACGAGCCGAAGCCGUUUGGACUGGCAGCAGACGACAGAUCACAGGCCACGACCCCAGACACGACCCCUGCCAGAACCCCGACCGAUGAUAGCACCACGCCAACUAGCGAGCCAAACCCUUUCCCCUUCCAUGAAGGGAAGAUGUUUGAGAUGACUCGCAGUGGUGCGAUUGACAUGAGCAAGCGGGAUAUUGUUGAAGAAAGACUGCAGUUUUUUCAGAUUGGCCCUCAGAGCCCCUGUGAGAGGACUGACCUGCGGAUGGCCAUAGUGGCAGAUCACCUGGGUCUGAGCUGGACUGAGCUUGCCAGGGAAAUGGAUUUCUCCGUAGAUGAGAUCAAUCACAUCCGCGUGGAUAACCCCAACUCUCUGACCACUCAGAGUUUCAUGCUUUUAAAGAAAUGGGUUAGCAGAGAUGGUAAAAAUGCCACAACGGAUUCCCUUACAGAGGUCCUGACUAAGAUCAAUCGGAUGGAUAUUGUGACAUUGCUGGAAGGGCCAAUAUUUGACUAUGGUAACAUUUCAGGCACAAGAUGUUUUGCUGAUGAUAACGCAGUUUUCCUGGAUCAGUGUGAUGGUUCCAGCAGCAUCCAGCUGGAGCUUCAGACCCCCACAGGUUUGAUCUGUCAGCCCCCCACCCCGCUAAGCAGCGACCACUUCUUUGACGAGGACGCUGGCCUAGACUCCCCCUCUAGAACGCCCACUAGACCAUGUGACUUGUCACUCACCCAGACCACCAGCACCCCAGGCCCCGCCUCCCAUGCUCAAUCCCCCACAAUGGUGGUAGAGGAAGACACCUCUGGACCUCUAGACUCCCGGGGAGCCGGGAAGGGCGCCGGGGAGGGUGCCGGGGAAGGCGGGGGCCCUAAAGUGACCUCCACUGAAGAUGACACAGGGGUUAGCAGAGAGUCAGUGGCCUCAUACAAGCCCCAUAACAGGGAGGCAGGGCUGAGAGAGGAGGCUGAGCAGGAUGUUGACAUGGGGAUGCUGAUACAUCAGAUUGAUCUUCCUCAGGGGGUGGUCAGGGAGGAUGAGUGGCUGGCUGGAGCCAGAGGAGACCCAUCCUGGGCCACCCUGGGCUUUAGGCCUGCCCUGGGGGGAGAGGGGGUAGAGGGUGGUGUGUCUGGUCCUCCCGGGGAAGAGAAGGAGGAGGGGGAGUUGAGUGAGGAGAAGUUAAAGUCUCUGUUGGAGGAGAUGGGGCUGGAGGAAGGCUCGGAGGACGAGGAGAUGACGGAGGAAAGGAUAAACGCCAUCUUGUCUCAGGUUCAGCAGGCAGACAAAGAUGUGAUGUCAUCACCUGCAGGUUGGCAUAGUGAGACGUCCAGCGUGAACGUGGAGCCCCCGACACCUGGCCGCAGUCUGAGUGCUGAGGGCAACGACCUCCAGGACACCAGCCCUGUGAAUUCCCUGGACUCCCUGACGACAUCACCUGUCCGACCAGCAGAGAAAUCCAAUGGAGACCACACUGACUUCCUGUCCCAGCCCGGGUCACAUCCUGAGGCCCAGGGUUCAUCCAACGGGGUGAAGGGUCAUGGCCAGGUCGAGGAUGAGGGAAGGGCGUCAGCGUCACAAGGAGGGCAGGAAGAGGGAAGCAGAAGGACUCUGGAAGAGGACAGCACAGCAGGACCAAGCAGCAAGGAGCAGCAGCAGGAGGAGGGAGGAGUGCAGGGGUCACAGCACAAAGUCCAGGAGGGUGGUAGAGAUAAGGAGACCAGCUCUGAUGAGGAACGGACUGUCACCACCAAGGUGUACCGACGGAGGGUCAUUCUGAAGGGAGAACAGGCCAGAAACAUCCCUGUGGAGUCAGUGACAGAAGAGCAGUUCACAGACGAGGAUGGAAACAUAGUCACCCGAAAAGUCAUCAGGAAAGUAGUACGUCGUAUUGCUGCAACGUCAACUACUUUUACUGCUACUACAGAGGAGGUGAAAGCAGGAGGAGCAGUAGGAGAAGCAGUAGGAAGAGGAGAAGCAGCAGGAGGAGGAGGAGGCCGGAAGGAAAAUAAGGGCAGGAAGAGAAACAAGCGCUCCCGAGGAGGCCCUAAGGCAGAGCACGAGAGCUCUAAGGGUCAGAGGGGAAAGACUGAGUCUGAAGAAGGGUCAGGGUCGAAGGUGAAAAAGAAGCAAGUGGAAAAGGAUCAAUGAUAACAGUCGUGUGCUCAACCUGGUUUGUUGAUGUUUCAUGACUUCCUGGAAGGGUUAUGACUGGAACUUGAAGCAGGAGAACAGCCAAUCAGAACGUGUGUCUGCAGCUUUCACGUUAACGCAUGGUUUUACAGCAAGACCACUUUAUUUGAUUUCGCAUGAGCAUGAAAAACAUACUUUUCUGUCCACAACCUGGGCUCCAGUCAUGACCUGUUGUUACCACGGUGACAGGAGAACAGGGGUGUGGUCUGCUCCAUCAUGGCGUCAGGACAACAGUAGCCACGCCUCCAAGCAUCUCUCAGACCAAUGAGGUACAACAGGACGUUUGAUUGACAGAUUAGAGGAACACUUGGAGUCACCUUCUACAAGCCUUAUAUAUUCUGUCCUGUAGCCACACCACUGGGGUGGGUGUAUAAUGUGGUUGUGUUUUUUAAUAACAACGGGUGGUUUGGUUGUAUAUAAAUGACACUGUAAAAACUUCUGAAGUUAGUCACUGAUAGUUUGUUUUCUGCACUGGUAGGACAGCUUCGCAAAGCAUUGGAAUGAAAUGCCUAUAUUGAUUCCAACUUUAUGAAAAUGCUUGGGUGUUACUGCACAUGUCUAAUUAUCAGCAGGAAAUAUUUGUCAAAUCGAAAUGGUAGCUUGAUUUUAACCUAACUCCACUGCAACUCUCAAACAUCACUUCUGUGAACAUAUUUCCUCAGAGUACUAAUAUUUUGAUGCAUGAGAUUCACCUGGUUUGACUUAGUUUUCCUCAUUUGCGAACAUUGUAUUAUGAAAUAAGGUGUUACUUCUAUCAGUGUCUGUCUACUCUGCUCUGGCACUGACUGUUUUAAAGAGACAUGAACACACAGCCACCUGGGGGACAGCAGGACAGAGAGGGAGACUUCAUUCUAAUGCUUUAUGAGGGCCCACUGUGUAACAUGGAAUAUGCCUCUACUAUUAAAGACGUGGAGAUAUGAGAGCUCCCAAUAUAUAAUGUAGACUGUCACAUUGGAAAGGGUUAGAGAGGUAUUACCCCAAUAUAUAAUGUAGACUGUCACAUUGGAAAGGGUUAGAUAACUUUUACCCCAAUAUAUAAUGUAGACUGUCACAUUGAAAAGGGUUAGAGAGGUAUUACCCCAAUAUAUAAUGUAGACUGUCACAUUGGAAAGGGUUAGAUAACUUUUACCCCAAUAUAUAAUGUAGACUGUCACAUUGAAAAGGGUUAGAGAGGUAUUACCCCAAUAUAUAAUGUAGACUGUCACAUUGGAAAGGGUUAGAUAACUUUUACCCCAAUAUAUAAUGUAGACUGACACAUUGAAAAGGGUUAGAGGUAUUACCCCAAUAUAUAAUGUAGACUGACACAUUGGAAAGGGUUAGAUAACUUUUACCCCAAUAUAUAAUGUAGACUGACACAUUGGAAAGAGUUAGAUAACUUUUACCCCAAUAUAUAAUGUAGACUGACACAUUGGAAAGGGUUAGAGAGGUAUUACCCCAAUAUAUAAUGUAGACUGACACAUUGGAAAGGGUUAGAGAGCGUUUACCCCAAUAUAUAAUGUAGACUGACACAUUGGAAAGGGUUAGAGAGGUAUUACCCCAAUAUAUAAUGUAGACUGACACAUUGGAAAGGGUUAGAGAGGUAUUACCCCAAUAUAUAAUGUAGACUGACACAUUGGAAAGGGUUAGAGAGCGUUUACCCCAAUAUAUAAUGUAGACUGACACAUUGGAAAGGGUUAGAGAGCGUUUACCCCAAUAUAUAAUGUAGACUGACACAUUGGAAAGGGUUAACAGUUCUCAUGCGUAUUUGCUCCAAUCAUUGGUCAUUAUUUUAGCAGUGUAAUGUUAUGUUCUAAGCCUGCUGCAGUUUAAAGGGGCAUUGUUUCUUUGGGGUUUGGUGCCAUAUUUCCUUCCGUUGAUUCUCUUCAUAUGAGACCACCUAAAGCAUUGAUUGAUGAUCUGGUAACACAUGACAACCAACAUGGAUGAUCCCAUUCAUUAUUUAAGCAGAAAUAAAUUGUGUUUAAACUGAAA
Messenger RNA from Oncorhynchus kisutch (coho salmon), 15122 nucleotides. Its product is annotated as ankyrin-3. The coding region runs from base 744 to 13109 and encodes 4121 amino acids. NCBI's taxonomy places the organism in Eukaryota, Metazoa, Chordata, Actinopteri, Salmoniformes, Salmonidae. The record is from RefSeq and is a predicted model, not a curated record. The transcript is spliced from 50 exons. Gene Ontology annotation, biological process: signal transduction. Gene Ontology annotation, molecular function: protein binding.